This is a messenger RNA of Trichoderma aggressivum f. europaeum, 4371 nucleotides long. RefSeq lists its product as uncharacterized. The transcript has 4 exons. The record is from RefSeq and is a predicted model, not a curated record. NCBI's taxonomy places the organism in Eukaryota, Fungi, Ascomycota, Sordariomycetes, Hypocreales, Hypocreaceae. The coding region runs from base 1 to 4371 and encodes 1456 amino acids.
AUGAAUGGCAUGACGUGGCAAUCAAGUUUCUCUGCCAAUGAGCGAAUGGGCAAAACCUUGGACUUAAUAUCUAAUAUCUCCCUGGCAAUGGGUGGCCUCGAUUACAACCGGGCGACUGAUUUUGGUUGCCAAUUCGAGCGAGAAGUGUUUCACAAAUCAGCUACAAAAGAGCAAUACGACCAAGCCAUGGCUGGCAAAAUCAUGGACUUUUUCAAGAAGCGACAAGCAAAUGAGCCUAACCUUCAGAAUAGCAUCAACGCCAACGCCCAAGCACAAGCCCAUGCUCAUGCUCAGGCCCAGGCUCAAGCUCAGGCACAGGCUCAGGCCCAAGCACAAGCCCAAGCACAGGCGCUGAUGUUGCAAGCUCAGAUAGGACGUGGUGCUGGGCAGGCUCCUCAACAGGGAUUUCAGCAUAUGCAAACCAUGCAGGGAAACCAGAUGCCCCAGCAGCAGCAGCCCCAGCAACCUCAACAGCCACUGUUUCAGCAACAACAACAAAUCGCCAUGGGCAUGGCAAAUCAAGGCGGCCGCGGCAUGGGGCCUAAUCAACAGGCCAUGGGCAUGCCGGGCGCUCCCAAUAGGCCAACACUCUCUGUUGAGAUGGCGAGGCUGGGACCUGCUGAUAGGACCAAGGUGAACGAACUUGCAACCAAGAUGAUGAACCAAGCUACGGAACAGCAGAGAGCCAGCACACGAAUGCACUUGCAAUCGAGGCUCAGCGCUCAGCAGCUUGCCGAAUUCCACGCCCAGGCAAAGGACCCCCUUCUUUGGUGGUACCAACAUCAGGCUUUUCAAGCUCUCAAGCAGUCGUCCCUGAACAGCCGAUUUCAGCAAGGUGGUCCUGUGAACCAAGCCAACCCUCAGGCCGCCAUGAUGCAGCAGCAGCAUAGCCAGCAAUCACUCCAACAGCAGAGGCAGAAUAUGAUCAAUGCUGACCCGCAGUCCAUCUCCGCUCACGAUUUUUCACAGUUUACUCCCAACAUGGAGAGCAUCAAGGAUCAGCAAAUGACCGGCCUAAUGGCCCAACAGGCGGGCCAAGUCGUCGUACCGGCAAGCAACGGCGCUGGAAGAAACGCCACUCCUCAGCCUGGAAACCAAAAUAUUCCCAACCAGCAGGUACAGAAUCAGACGCCUCGCGCCGGCCAGCAACAACAGCAGCCACAGCAGGCCAAGCUAAACCAAGCCGCUCAGCAGUCCCAGGCCUUGCAGGCUCAGGCACAAAUGAAGAUGCAGAAUCAGCAAAUGGGGCAAGGCAUGGCCACAUCGCAGAGCCCAGGCAUGAACACGCUGAAUACGCCCGUAACAAGGCCUGGUGGCAUCAACCCCAUGGCACAGCAGGGCAUGGGCCAAGCUGGCGUCCAAUUUGGUGACCAGCGGUUUCACCAAGGAAUCCAAAGGCCCAACAAUGCCGCGUUCAAUGCCAUGCUUGCCAACAUGACCCCGGAACAAAGGCAAGCCAUCAAUGGCCUCCCCCAGGAGAAGCUCACCGAGGUUCUGCGGCGGUGGCAGAGUCAGCGCCAGGAGCAGAUGCAAGCGAUGAAUGGGAACCAGAUGAUGCAGCAACAGAUGGCCAAUCGUCCUCCGAACCAGUUUGGUCCAAUGGGGGCCAACGUGGGCCCCGGUCCUCAGGCCAUGCCUCAAGGGAAUGGCGCUGGUGUAGGCAACCAGCAACAGACAAUGCAGAUGGGACGCAUGGGACCGCCGCAAGGCCCCCAGCUUGCGCUCUUGAUGGAUUCGAUGGAUUUGCCUCCCAACAUCAUCAACCAAAUCAAUGGCUUGCCCGUAGAGGUUAAGAAAUGGAGAGAUUUGAAGGCGUGGAUCACCCAGAACAACAACAACGUUCAACCACAUGUCCGCAAUCAGCUACUGGCUUUCCAGCAGAAGCAAUUCCAGGUCCUUAUGCAGAGGCGGGCGGGCAAUCUACCCCAGCAGCCCGGACAGGCUCUCAACAUGAAUUCAGGUAUUCCCAUGCAGAUGGCUGCUAACCAGCAAGCGAAUAUGCAGCGACCGAUGCCAGGCAAUAUACCGCCACAGCUGCUUCAGGUAUCAGCUCAGGAGAUGAUGCAUAUUCGCAGUCAGAAACCUGGGUUGGUCAACGUCCCCGACGAUCAACUCCGGAAUAUGAUUCUCCAGAUGAAGAGGACUAGCUGGCAGCAGCAGCAGCAGCAGUUGAGAGUCCAGCAGGUUCAGGCGGCGCAAGCUCAGGCUAACCAGCAACAACCUACGCCCAACCACAUGGCUGGGGUCCAAGGUCCUAUGAUGCUUCAGCAGCAGCAGCAGCAGCAGCAGCAGCAGCAGCCCCAACCCAAUCUCACUCCCCAAACUCAGGCGCAGACGAUGCCAAAUGCCAUGAGCCAGACUGCCUCGAUGCAAGCGAACAACCAGAAGCAGCAGCCAAAUGCAAACCAGACUCAGACGCGCAACAACCAACCCCAGCCCCCGAAGAAUCUCAAGCGUCCUAAUCCAGACGACAGUGCUGAUACUGCUGGCGCAAAGGCUCCUACACCCGUCGCACGACCGGCAGCGGCACCGCCACAGCCAGCCCAACAGCCAAUCCAGAGGAUGGGGCCCAAGUUCUCCAACUUUACACCGCUUACGCCUCAGCAGGAAGCAUCCUUGACUCCCGAACAGAGAGCUAGAUAUGAACAGAUCCUGAAGAACCACGGCAAGGUGCCGGCGGCCGCGAGCACAGGAGCUGCUGGCGAAUCCCUCAACCGCCUCAAGCUUAUUGGGCAAGAGGAGCAAAGGCAAUUCAGUCAAGAGCAGAUGGUGGAUAUUCCAAUGGGCCCCGAAGAAUAUGCGGAAACCGCGCAGAAGCUGAAGCGAAUCGUCUCGGACAUGAGCAAGGUCGGGCGUGGACUGAGCAAAUGGUACUCCAUCACACAAGAUGAUGCGCGUGCCAAGAUGUUCUUUAGAACUCGAUUGCGUAUCAUUAAGCAGCACGUAGAUGGCGAACAGAUGGAGGCAAUGAAGGAUGUGUUCAGCAUCCGCUCCUCCGAUCUGGACCAAGCUCGCGCUAUGCUUGAGAGUAUGGCCAAGGACUUGGCGGCCAGCGUCAUAGGCCGGCACAUGAUGAAGCCCGGUGCGCAGGCGCCAGGUCAGCAGCAGGGCCAACAACAAAUGAAGCAAUUAUCUCUACAGCAGCAGCAGCAGCAGCAGGCACAGCAGCAGGCCCAACAGCAGGCUCAGCAACAAGCUCAACAGGCUCAACAGGCUCAACAGCAGGCGCAGCAAAAGAACCAGCAAGCACACCCCGCUCCGUUGAACGCUGCCAACCUAGAGAAGAAUGCGCAGGCGUUGAACAAGUUGAAUCAGCAGAAGCAGGCCAACAAAGCAGGCCAGCCCCCGCCUGCGCCGACGACAACCCAACCGCCUUUCCCAUUCGGGGCAACUUCGCCUCAUGGUAACCCAAACUACAUGAGCAAGCCGAAGGACCUCAACCUGCAGCUACCGCCCGCUCGCAAGAAGCAAAAGAUUGCCAGUGGACAACAGUCUGGCCAGUCAUCUCAGGGAGCCACCCCCUCGCCACAGAUCGCAAAGAAUGUCUCCCCCGAUAUGCGCCGCCCUCAGGGCACCCCGAAGCCCGUCAUCCUCUGCACUGAGCCCGACUGCGACAUGUCUUAUGUUGGCUUCCAUACCGAGCAAGCACUACAGAAUCACAUCGAGGAAGAGCAUACCAAACCCAAGGAGGAUCCGGUCAAAUUCUUGCAAGAGAACCUGGCGCUGGCGUUGGGCUUGGAAAUUGACGGCAGCGUCAAAAGGGAGCAGAAGCCUGUGGAUGGUGCCCAAGCCAUGAGCGCAUCCACGUCGAAGCAGGGCCAGGGUUCCGGAAACCUUGCCGGCACGCCCAUGUCCCAGGAUGGCACAGGCAUGAAGAGGUCGGUCAGCUCAAUGAGCAAAGAUGCCAAGGCUGGUGUCAAGUCGGAUACAGGCGCAAAGCCCGGUGACGGCAAGCAGGCCAGUGACGUUGCGAAGGUGGAUCCAUGGGCCAGCUCGACCAUUGACCCUCAGACGUUACUCCAGAAUUUGGGGUUUGAACAUGGACUGCCAACUGCCAGCCAUGAUGCCAAGAUACUCAAGCUGCUCACGCCAAAGGGCACGCCAGACUCGGGCAAGGAGAGCGAGCCCAACAGUGAUAUUUCCGAAGGUGCUGCACUUGACAUUUCAAUGUUUUGGCACAGCCUGGACCGAGAUUACAUGGGAGACUUUCACGCUGCUAAUCAUGACGGAAGUCUGCCCGACGAAGCCUUGGCCUUGCUCAAACCAGUUCUAUUAAAUAGACGGCCGGGCGUUCCAGAUUGGGAUUCUAUCCAAACCGACUUUACAAAGCCGUUCGAAUUUGAUCUGAACCACUACUCGAUGGACUGCUGA